UCACGUGUUUAAAGAAUGAAGUGAAAACUAAUGAGAAGGAUUAUUGUAACUGAUUAAUAACUGAAGACGAUGAUGAUGAUGAUGAUGAUGGAUAUGAGGAAGAUUGAGCCCAUUUUGGAAGUUCAAAAACAUGAGGAGGAAAGAAUUAUGCCGUCGUCAUGGAACGAGUAUAUAUCGCUGGUACUGACGGACAGUGGCUUCGUUACAAACAGCGCAAUCUUCGGCACAGACGGGCGGAAGUGGGCCUCGACUCCCGGGUAUGGCCUUACCAGUGACGAAAUAAAAACUCUUGUGUUUGGUUUUAUCGAUCCAUCAAAACUAUGGAAGGACGGUGUUCGGGUCGGAGGACGGACAUUCACGUGUACACGUGCGGAGAGUGGUUUGAUCGUGGGCCGAGAAAGCACCGAGGGGACGGGAUGCGUCGUUUUCCGGUGUAAUAAAUGUAUAGUGAUAGCUACGCACGAGGAAGGUGCACACCCAGGCGGGUGUUAUAAUGUGGUGACUAAAUUAGGAGAAUAUUUAAAGGAGCAAGGUAUAUAGCGUGUAUAAUUCAAUUAUAUGUAAUGUUAUAUAUAUAAAGUAUAUUGUUUCGUGAACAACGCAUAACGAUAGAGAUUUUUUCUAAAAACAGAGUACAACAAAUAUUGCAAAGAUCGGCUAAAAACAAUUUCAUUUACAGUACAUGAAAAUGAGCUUCUACAUUAACGUUUUAAGGUGUAUUUACUUAUGGUAACUCAUUCUCGUUGGCACAUUAUGGCGCGAGAGCGUGGUCUUGUGUUGCAAGGGGAAAUUAUCAAAGUUGAAGAAAAAUAGUCAGUAACUGAUGCGACUGAACACCUCAAAAUGUUGCA
Messenger RNA from Mya arenaria, 851 nucleotides. RefSeq names its product profilin-1A-like. Lineage: Eukaryota; Metazoa; Mollusca; Bivalvia; Myida; Myidae. The transcript has 2 exons. Gene Ontology annotation, molecular function: actin monomer binding. The coding region runs from base 70 to 540 and encodes 156 amino acids. Gene Ontology annotation, cellular component: cell cortex. The record is from RefSeq and is a predicted model, not a curated record.